Nilaparvata lugens (brown planthopper) is the source of this 2506-nucleotide messenger RNA. RefSeq lists its product as uncharacterized. NCBI's taxonomy places the organism in Eukaryota, Metazoa, Arthropoda, Insecta, Hemiptera, Delphacidae. The transcript has 2 exons. Bases 12 to 341 code for a protein of 109 amino acids. The record is from RefSeq and is a predicted model, not a curated record.
AUGAGAUUCGAAUGAAGAGAGGCGUCGACGAAUUUCGAGAGGUGAAGAAAAUAUGGUGCCAGAGAAGCAGCAUCAUCAUCAUCAUCAUCAGCAGCAGCAGCAGCAUGAUCACACAGACGACAGAUGAUGAACAGGUCGCCUCGGGCCUGGGAGGGGGAGGGGUGAGUCUUACCACACCACCUUUCUAUCAGCUGUUCCAUAAGGGGGGGGAACAGCUCGGCUCGCAGUCGGCAAGCAAUGUCCAAGUCUAUCACUCUUGCUUAGAACUGUUUCUCCUCAUCGAGCAUCACCUUGAAACCAGUGUGUGGAGCCUGAACAAAGUGGCUGUUGCGUCACACUGACGAUGAUAUGAUAUAGCAAUCAAAGCAACCUCUAAGGUGGUUUCAAUAUAGAAUUGUUCGUUUGUGAGUACAAAUUUACAAAUGUAUGUUCCCCUGUUCGUGAUCGUCACCUCACAGAGUAGUGUCGUCUAGAUUAUUUGAAUUUAUUUGAAGCACGUGCAUAGAAAGGCUAGUAAAACUAUGAGUGCGCUCUCAGCUAUCAGGUUGACAAUAUUGAAUGUGCAUUUAUUUCUCAGUUGUAAUCAAAACAGUGUAGACGCCAUCUAAAAUACAUCAACCUAUCAACAACUAACCCCUUAUUCUUUAAUGGAACAUAACUUUAAAAGUGUAAUAAUUCCAAAAAUAUUUUAGAAAUUUUUAACGCCUCCUAUAGGAAAUUAGUCAUCGUAUAUAGGUAUCCAUAUCCAGAAUCCUUCCCAAGUCCUUGUACAUUGUGCUAGUGAAUAAAUAAUGUUUCCAGCCCCUGUUGCAUCGUAAGGAACCUAUUACGAGUAUAAAUUGAAAGCAAUAAUAUUCAUGUUAAUCUUGCAAUAUGUAAAGAUAAUGCAGUUUUAUUCUAAACAAUUACAUUUUGAAAAAAAAUCAGGGAGUAACUAUACAGAUGUUGUUUUCUACUCACAAUUAUUACUCUGUUACUUAUUGAUAUUCAAUUGAGAUUUCUCAUGUAGAAUUUUAUUUGAAGUUUCUAGGGACUUGUAGUUGUUAGUAAUCAAAUUUCCAGUACUAAUAGUUAUAUUAAUUUUUCAACCAUAUUAUGAUUUUUUUAAUCUGUCAGUGCUUCCUAUCAACUUAAUGUGGUGAGUACAAAUGAGUGUCGUAGUGUAUUCACUAUAAUAAUAUUAUCUGCGAUACAUUUAGUCAGUUAUCUUGAUAUCAUCGUCGUCUUAUUUUUACAAUAAUUAUAUAGCCUUGAGCCUGAUAUUUCACUGGCCAAAUGCUUUUGAAAAAUCAUAAAGUAUUUAACAUUUCAACGACUGUUAUAAAUAAUUAUAUAGAUAUUAUAAUAUAUAUAUUUUUAAACUGAUGUAUAUUCUUUUGAUAUGGGUGGCUUUUUAUGAUAUACCAAUCAUCGAUAUUAAUGUUAUAAACAUAUAUUGAUAAUUAUACACUUUAGGUUGUGUGUAAAGUGAAAUGUGUGUAUCUUAUAGAAUAAGAAUGUCAAAAAUUGUUUUGUUAGUUAUUAGUUAAUUUUAGAAUAAUUAAUAACGUAUUUUCUUCACGCUCAUUAGUUGCUAUUAUUAAUUUUUGUUUGUUUUUAAAUAAUACUGUUAUGGAUUACAACUAGGUCAUGUUGAAUAUAUUCUUAAUUCAUGUCAUUAGGAUUGUAAAAUUCUAGUGCAGCUUGUUUUUCUAUUAGUGGUAUUAUAAAUUUAUUUGUGUCCCACAAGAAAUUUCUCCAUAUUAUUGCCGUCUAUUUUCACGUUGGAGUCGAUCGAUUACAGUUUACAAAGACUCAAUUGUUUAAUUGUGAAAAAAUAUACUGAAAACUUUUAACGAUUCACUGACAUGCACUUACAAAAAUAAAUUACGUCAGUAUUCACGGAAUCAAAUAAGCUAUUGUUGGCCCUCAUUUCAAACAAUUAUUAUAAUUUAAUGCUUGUUAAACGAAAAAAAUAUUACCAUGAUACAUGCUUUCAUAUUACUUUUUUUAAUAAUUGAACAUCACCUAAUGGAAUGGAUAGAAAAAUUGUCAUCUAUUUUGAGAUGAAAUGUCUGAUUCUAGCAUUUCUGUUUGACGGAAGGUUAUCUGUAAACAAUAUUUUUUUUAUUCAAUUCAACUUAUUGUUAAAAGCUAUAUAAUGUAUUAUUUUUAUAUUCAUCUAUCUGAAACUCCGACCAUACUGCAUGUAAUAAGUAAUCUUAGAUGUGUUUUAUUUUUAUAAGGCAGCUGUAAAUAAUCAACUUUGACUGUAGUUGAGUGAAAUAAUUGAGAUUAGGGAAAACCUAAGGAUUAUUGUUGUCCUUCACCGUUCACACAUUUAUCAUUAUCUGACAAUCAGAUUGCAUUAUUUUCAGUAUAGAAGUGUCAUUCUGACCCAUCUUAUACUGCAUAAUUCACUUGAAUGUCACAUGAAAAUAACUGAAAAAUUGUUCAUACAUAUCUUUCAUAUAAUAUUUGUUGAUAUUAGUGAAAAGUUUUUAGUGGUAAGCUCUUGAAUACCUCU